Messenger RNA from Parathielavia appendiculata, 1275 nucleotides. RefSeq lists its product as uncharacterized. The record is from RefSeq and is a predicted model, not a curated record. The transcript has a single exon. NCBI's taxonomy places the organism in Eukaryota, Fungi, Ascomycota, Sordariomycetes, Sordariales, Chaetomiaceae. The coding region runs from base 358 to 1005 and encodes 215 amino acids.
AAGGUGGGCAGACAAAGUCCAAGCCAAGGAAGCACGAGAUGUGUCUGAUCUGUUUGAGCUGCAUGUCUGACUGAUUUUCUUAUUGCGACUGUUGCUGUUCCAUAUUCCAUUGGAAUGACCUUUCGUGGUCGGCGGCAGCCCACCCGACGCCACACAGAAUGGCGACACACACCACAAAGCAUCAAGCCCCAGGAUCCAUGAACGUCAAGCUAUUCUCCAUCUCUUUCUCUGCCUCGUCGUGUCAUACAGUUGGCGUAGCAGAGAGAUCAGACGCCAUAACUACACCGCCGUCCAGGGCUCCUGCCUAUCACAUUCAUCUCACAACGGUUCAGUCAGGAUUGAACCAAGUUUAAAAAGAUGGCUUGGUCGUACAGAUAUCAAUCAAGGAAGCACCCCAGGGCGCAACCCAUGUUCGAGAGGGUGACAUGGCGUGGUCCAGGUCACUCAAACGAGACAUGGUCGUCACACACAAAAUUGGCGUUUUGGCGUAAGGCGGGCUGUGAUUGUUCGGCCGGUAGCCAGGCGCUGCAGCAUGGUGCUGCAGUGAGGGCCUUAGCGCCCGUGAGCCUGGGUACGGUGUGGAGGCGCCCCGCUAUAAAACACACCCACGCCCUGUGCCUGCCCUGCAUGGGCUUAGCUGGGCCGGGCACGCCCGCAGCCUGUCGUGCACCGCCUGGCUUUAAAACGGCCGUUGUUCCACUCUUAGAACCUUCUUGGGACAGCAACCCUAUCUGGAAUCGUUCGUUUGUUGAGCCAUGUUGCAUCUCAAGGACGGAACACACUGAAAUAGUACUGGCAAAGUUCAAGCUUCAUACCGACCACAUUGGCAGCGCGCCUUCCCUACUCUAUCCACGCUCGAUCGACAGUGCACUUUCGAACUUCCCCGCCAAUUCUCAUUCCUCCCUCCCCCUCUUUCGUCCUCCUCCGUCCGGUCCCAUCGAUCAACUCCACAUUCGACUCCGCCAGGGACCUGAUCGGUUUGAGAACAACAAGAGGGGGAUCUGAGGUGCUUUUGUAUUGCCGGUGAAGGAGCGGAGGUCUCUUUUGUGCACUUGACCGAUCAAGAACCAAGCACGAAUCACAGACCCCCGAAUCGACACGCACGUUGCAUGGUCCGGAGCCCUGGGCGGCAUUGGCUGGGUCGGCGCCUUUGCUCAGUCGGUUGCUCCGCCCAGAUGAAGCGACGGUACCUCGAUGGCUGAGUGUUUGAUAAACAUCUGAUAUCAGGACUGCGGCGACGACGACGAAAACCACAGCGAGGACGACUUCCAUGAU